Molecule: messenger RNA, 981 nt
Organism: Corythoichthys intestinalis (scribbled pipefish)
Lineage: Eukaryota; Metazoa; Chordata; Actinopteri; Syngnathiformes; Syngnathidae
Product: group XIIB secretory phospholipase A2-like protein
Exons: 4
Coding region: 50-673 (207 amino acids)
Biological process (GO): phospholipid metabolic process; cholesterol homeostasis; triglyceride homeostasis
Cellular component (GO): extracellular region
Molecular function (GO): calcium ion binding; A2-type glycerophospholipase activity
Source: RefSeq, a predicted model, not a curated record
ACCAAGUGAGCUCUUAGUACAUGUGUGCUGAACAGUCCAGAGUGUCACGAUGACCCGUUGGGCCCUUGUUGCUCCCUUACUGCUCCUGUUCCUCUGCAGUGCUGUUACUCAAGAAACUGAGGAGACUGGUGGAGCGGCAUCACCUCCAUCUCCAGCAUCCAAUGACCUGGAAGAUGAGAACACCGAUUGGGGUCUUAACUCUCUAAGAGGCGGCUUUGAGGCUGCCACUGGCUACUUUGACUCAAUUCUUGAGUUCAUGGGUGGGCGGGAUGGACUUUGCCAGUACCGCUGUCGAUAUGGUAAUGCUCCAAUUCCGCGACCUGGGUACGAGAUGCCUGAGCCUGAUGGGUGCAGCUCGUACUUUUUUGGUAUUCCUGUUCCAGAAGGGAUGGAUAUGGGGAUUCCUGCCAUGACCAAAUGUUGCAAUCAACUGGAUAUGUGUUAUGAUACCUGUGGCUCAAAUAAGUAUCGCUGUGACUCCAAGUUCCGCUGGUGCCUCCACAGCAUCUGCUCAGACCUUAAAAAGAGCCUUGGUUUCGUGUCGAAAGUCGAAGCAUGUGAGACGGUGGCAGACACUUUGUUCAACACAGUGUGGACUCUGGGCUGCCGACCCUAUAUGAACAGCCAGAGAGCCGCUUGCUUCUGCCAAGGAGAAGAGAAAGAUGAACUCUAACAGAAACCGCUUCCUAUUUGUCAUACAAGUGAAGUUCUAUCAAAUGUUUGAAAAGGUGUUGUAAAAGUUUUUUUUGACUGAAAAUAUUUUUUCAAGUUUCAAAGUACUGUUUUGCUCAUGUUUCACCAAUGCGCUGUGAAUUAGUUAAUUAUACUUUUUGGUAGUGUUAACAUAGGCCAUUAGGUGGUAUUCAUUUAAAUUUGACCACCUUUUUAAAUGUUUUGCAUUGUGUUUGUAAGUGAACUGUAUGCUUUCUAAAUCACUUGUGUUGACUGUAUUAAACAUCCAUUUGCUUUAACUUUCAACAA